UGUUCGGGCGCUCGCUAACUUCUCGCUGAUUGGCUGCUAGGGAAACUUCAGUGAGUUGUGAUUGGCGGUGCUGGGCAGGCGGGUGCCGGUCAGCCUGAAAGGGAAACACUCAGCACGUGCCGACCGUGGAGGCAGCUGUCACUACUGUGUUCCUGCUGUUGUCGCCACUAAAGGCUGUUGCAAGGUGCCACCAUGUCGUCCACGUCCCUGACCGCCGUGAUCCGCAACUUCUAUGAUGAGUACAUGAAGAACACGCCCAAGAAGCUGAAGAUCGUGGAUGCUUACCUCUCCUAUGUGCUGCUGACGGGCAUCCUCCAGUUUGUGUACUGCUGUCUGGUGGGCACCUUCCCCUUCAACUCCUUCCUGUCUGGCUUCAUCUGUACGGUGGGAUGCUUCGUGUUAGGAGUGAGUCUGAGGUUACAAGCAAACCCACAGAACAAGAUGCACUUCAUGGGCAUCUCCCCCGAGCGAGGAUUUGCGGACUUCAUCUUCUCGCACAUCAUCCUCCACCUGGUGACCAUGAACUUCAUUGGCUGAGCUCCACGCGCCGCCACCCUUUAUCAUCCCUUCCACCACCACCACCACCACCACCACCACAGCCUCCUCCGCUGUUGUUGUUGGUGUUCCCGUAUUGUUAUUGGGUUUGACUUAAGUUUAUCAUUUCCUCUCUACCCUAAAUUCUCCUUUCUCCCAGCCUCACUCCCUCCCUGUCCUUUUCCUUUGUCAUGUGUGGCUGGGUAAGAAAACUGUUUAUAUAUUUUUCUAGGGUGUGGUUUCUCCCUUGUCUGGGAUGAUGUGCUGUGCUCCACUCUGUGCAGUCUGAAGCACACGUGAUUUGGUGGUGAUUGUCACAUUGGUUACACAUCUUCUUUUGAGGUUCUUGCAUUAUAUGAGCCAUUUUCUACAAUAGCACAUUCUUUGAUUUGAAAUAAAGUGUAUAUUUAUUACACUAGAUCUAUUUCAAGGACCAACAAGCUUUUUUUCACUACUUGAUAUAUUGAACUUUUUUUUUUUUUUAGAGAGAAUACAUUUCCUUUCCAAUAUGAGCUCAUUCAUGGAGAGUGUGUUGCUGUUCAUAAUAAAACAGACAUCAUAA
Messenger RNA from Scylla paramamosain (green mud crab), 1096 nucleotides. RefSeq names its product dolichyl-diphosphooligosaccharide--protein glycosyltransferase subunit DAD1-like (gene Dad1). Gene Ontology annotation, cellular component: membrane; oligosaccharyltransferase complex. The coding region runs from base 193 to 537 and encodes 114 amino acids. Lineage: Eukaryota; Metazoa; Arthropoda; Malacostraca; Decapoda; Portunidae. Gene Ontology annotation, biological process: protein N-linked glycosylation. The transcript has 3 exons. The record is from RefSeq and is a predicted model, not a curated record.